Molecule: messenger RNA, 673 nt
Organism: Gasterosteus aculeatus aculeatus (three-spined stickleback)
Lineage: Eukaryota; Metazoa; Chordata; Actinopteri; Perciformes; Gasterosteidae
Gene: atp6v1f
Product: ATPase H+ transporting V1 subunit F
Biological process (GO): proton transmembrane transport
Cellular component (GO): membrane; proton-transporting V-type ATPase, V1 domain
Molecular function (GO): proton-transporting ATPase activity, rotational mechanism
Source: RefSeq, a predicted model, not a curated record
CAGCUGACAGUAUCACGUGACCGUUAGCUGGAACGAAGGUAAGCUCCGGUUCCUCGUCUCUCCGUUUGAUCGACAGAUACUUCGCUAUGGCUGGACGCGGGAAACUGAUCGCCGUUAUCGGUGACGAGGACACGUGCACCGGAUUCUUGCUCGGGGGGAUCGGUGAGCUCAACAAGAACCGGAAACCCAAUUUCCUGGUGGUGGAGAAGGACACGAGCAUCACGGAGAUAGAGGAGACCUUCAAGAGCUUCUUGGCCCGUAAUGACAUCGGCAUCAUCCUCAUCAACCAGUUCAUCGCUGAGAUGAUCCGCCACGCCAUCGACGGCCACAUGCAGUCCAUCCCGGCGGUGCUGGAGAUCCCUUCCAAGGAGCACCCGUACGACGCCUCGAAGGACUCCAUCCUGCGCCGGGCCAAGGGCAUGUUCUGUGCCGAGGACUUCCGGUAGACGGGUCCAUACGCCUCGACUCAUCAGUCGAUUCAUGGAUCGAUGGGUCGUCCGCUCGUCUGUCCUCACGUCUCCUUCUGUUUAAUCUUCAGGAAGCUGGGGAUUGAAAGAAGCUUAAAUAAGAAUGGUUUUCCUUCCUCUGUGCUUUAAAUGUUUUGUUUGUUCCAGAUGUUUUAACUUAUAACAAUAUAACCAAUGUUGAAGAAAAUAAAUGAACUUGUUUGUGA